Molecule: messenger RNA, 2052 nt
Organism: Lodderomyces oxycetoniae
Lineage: Eukaryota; Fungi; Ascomycota; Pichiomycetes; Serinales; Debaryomycetaceae
Exons: 1
Coding region: 1-2052 (683 amino acids)
Molecular function (GO): protein binding
Source: RefSeq, a predicted model, not a curated record
AUGUCUGAUAAAACGCCAAAUCUUAACAAGAGUUGGAAUACAUUGUACUCGUAUGAAAAUGGGUUGGUAUAUCUACAUUUAAAGAAUAAUGACUUGUUGCGAUUGAAUUUCAAUUUAAGUGGAGAUUUUGCCAACGAUACCAAUCUUAGGAAUAAACAGCAGCUAACUGCUUUAUCGUCACCCCCUGUGAACUCUACUUUAUUUAUUUUGAAUGAGGAUUUAUAUGCUCUUGUUCCAUCUUAUGAUAUGGAUAAUAAUGAUAGUGGUGGAAGCUCAGUUUGUGGAGCAGGACAGCUAUCCAUUGCCAAGUACGAAAGUGACACCUGGGAUAAAUACUCUUUGAACUUGUCCUUUGCCGGAAUAAACGAUUCAUCUUUUUACAGCUAUCCAACAAUAUUGACCAAUCCAAGUGAUAACAACACUAUCUAUGUCUAUGGAGGAAUAUGCUCUUCAACUGGUCUAAUAUCGAAUCGGAUGUUGUCGAUAGAUUUCGAUAGUGGUAAUGUCAACAAUAUUUCUACAGCAACAAAACCGCAAGCAUUUUACGGAGCUUCCAAUAUUUUGGCUCCCAACGUGGAAAGUCAACUAAUCGUUGGCGGAGAGCUGAAUAAUGGGUGGUUGAGUAUGUAUCAAUUGGCCACAUGGGACUUUGAUUCAGGAUGGUCAUUUAAACAAGUUGAAGAUGCUUCAAAUAGUGCUACAACAACAAUCAAUUCCCGUUCUUUCUCGUUAUUGCUACCUAUAUUUAGACCAUUACCAGAUAGACGUUCUGUGCUAAGUGAUUUUCGAAUAGAGCAAGUUUUGUUAGUUGGAGGAGAAACCAAUGGUCAAGAGAGUUCUCCCGAUUAUGCAAAAUUACACGUAACUACAAACGAAUGGACUUGGAAUACUACAGAUACAAGCGAUUUCGAUAUAAACGAAAUUCUUGGAGCAGCUACUAUUUUUACAACGCUUGUUGUUAUUAAUUCAACUUUAGAUUUGAAAAGGGGAAAACGAAUAGAUAACAAAAACUAUCAGAUAAAUUUAUAUGAUGCAGAAACACUAAAGCCUAUUGAAGAUCUUCAAGAAAACACACCACUGCCAUCAUCAUUAUCCCCAUCAACAUCAACAACUACAUCCUCAUCAGAAAAAAAUUCUUCCUCCAAUAAGAACAAGGUGAUCUUGGGAACAGUGCUACCGAUUUCGUUUUCACUCAUAAUAAUAGGUUUAGUUUUGUACUAUUUUUACCGUAGGAGAAGAAGAUUACAGGAGCAGGAGCAAUACCAAAAUGAAAAUAAUGACAUACCGUACAACGAGAUUGACUUCAAGUGUGACUUUUUAAGCCCGCCAAUGAGUUCACACCAUAAGCCAUUGUACAUGCACCUCAAUGACUCGAAUUCGACACUUAGUGGGACAUCAUCAUUUGAUUCGUGGAUGAAAAAAAGACAAGAUUUUGAUAAACAAAGGCCAAGAAACAGUUUUCUUGCUUCAAAUGAAACGUUGAAUACGAUUGACGAUAAUUCACAAGUUGGCAAUCUAGUUGAUGACGAAGGGAAUCUUGAGCAUGCCCACAAUACUAUCAGUCACCCCCCGCAAAGUCCAUUACAGCACAGAUCUGUCAAGAAUUUACGGAAAUCGUUUAGUUAUUCGCAAACACCACCAACUAGUCCUAUGCAAAAGAAGAAAGUGCCAAUAGAGCUCAAAUCCAUGAGAACAACAAAUUCCGAACAAUUGAUUGGCGAUGCUUUACUUGCAGAUGGCGAAAAUCCGUUUAGUGAUGAGGCUGAAACACGCAACCGCGAAGUAGCCUCUGAAGCUACUUCGAUUGAUGAGAAAUUAGAUGUUCAAGUUUUGGUGAGUAGUAAGAGACGUUCUAUUUUAAGAGUAGUCAAUCCUGAUGCUGACAUCAGCGAGCAUAAUGAGGAAUCUAGCUUGGUACUGGUGAUAGAUGAGAUGGAAGAAGCUGAUGAUAACAGCAGCAGCAGCAGCAAUAGAUUGCACUACCAAAUGUUGAGGCAGAGAGUGCCGUCAGAUCACUAUCCACUAUCGACACUAUCGAGCAGAGCGAGAUAG